AUGCAAACCCCAACCCCAAAACCCAACCCCAACCCCAACACCCAACCCCAAAACCCAAACCCAACCCCAACCCUAAAACCCAAACCCAACCCCAAACUUAACCCCAACCCAACUACAACCCCAAACCCAACCUCAAACCCAAUUACAACCCCAAACCCAACUACAACCCCAAACCCAACCCCAAAACCAAACCCAAUCCCAAAACCCAAACCCAAAACCCAACCCAAACCCCAAACCCAACCCAAAACCCAACCCCAACCCAACCCCAACCCCAAAACCCAACCCCAAAACCCAACCCCAAAACCCAACCCCAAAACCCAAACCCAACCCCAACCCAACCCUAACCCUAACCCAACCCCAAAACACAAACCCAACCCCAACCCAACCCAAACCCCAAAACCCAACCCAAAACCCAACCCCAAAACCCACCUCCAACCCAACACCAACCCCAAAACCAAACCCAAUCCCAAAACCAACCCCAACCUAAAAACCCAACUCCAAACCCAAACCCAAACCCAACCCCAACCCAACCACAACCUAAAAACCCAACUCCAAACCCAAACCCAACCCCAACCCAACCCCAACCACAAACCCAACCCCAAACUUAACCCCAACCCCAAAACCCAAACCCACCCCAACCCCAACCCCAAAACCCAAACCCAACCCAAAACCCAAACCCAACCCAAAACCCAACCCCAACCCAAUGCAAACCCCAACCCCAAAACCCAACCCCAACCCCAACACCCAACCCCAAAACCCAAACCCAACCCCAACCCUAAAACCCAAACCCAACCCCAAACUUAA
This is a messenger RNA of Rana temporaria (common frog), 804 nucleotides long. Its product is annotated as extensin-like. Lineage: Eukaryota; Metazoa; Chordata; Amphibia; Anura; Ranidae. The coding region runs from base 1 to 804 and encodes 267 amino acids. The transcript has a single exon. The record is from RefSeq and is a predicted model, not a curated record.